Sorghum bicolor (sorghum) is the source of this 2089-nucleotide messenger RNA. RefSeq names its product BAG family molecular chaperone regulator 3. NCBI's taxonomy places the organism in Eukaryota, Viridiplantae, Streptophyta, Magnoliopsida, Poales, Poaceae. Gene Ontology annotation, biological process: protein stabilization. Gene Ontology annotation, cellular component: cytoplasm. Gene Ontology annotation, molecular function: adenyl-nucleotide exchange factor activity; protein-folding chaperone binding. The coding region runs from base 462 to 1505 and encodes 347 amino acids. The record is from RefSeq and is a predicted model, not a curated record. The transcript has 4 exons.
UUAGCCGGAAUUAUGUAUGAGAAGUGGGGGCUUGCGAUUUUAAAUCGUCUUCCUCCUCUGGACUGGAGUACCGGACCUGAUGACCGACGAUGGUAAUGGCAAUGUAGUAUGCGGUCGCGGGCGGCCAUGUGGGCAGUGGCCGCCGCUGCCGGUAUUCUAUUUGGCGUAUAUAUUCCCCCUGUCCAUGCGGUGGUUCCCGCAUCCACCUCGCCAUUAUUUUCUUCUCCUCCUCUUCGCUGUCCAUCCAUCCAUCCGUCCGUCGGUCCUCUUCUUGGCUUCUCCCUCCGAUCCCCGCUGCCCGCCCCACCUGCCUUCAUAUUCGCCGCCCGGCCGACAAACAAGCUUCGGGCUAGCUAGCUAGGUGUGCUUUCUUUCGCGCCAUUGCCUCGAUCGGCGGCGGCGGCGGCGGCGGCGGCGGCGCCCAGGUUUUGAGGAGUCGAGCAGGGGAGAAGGCAGGAAGUAUGCUGGGAGCGAGCCCCAAGAGCAGGAAGGGCGCGGCGGUGAAGCUGGGGUCGAUGAAGGAAGUGCCGGCGCCGGCGGUGGCGGUGGCCGCAGCCGGUGGAGGAGGGAACGGCGGGAAGGUGCCGGCGGAGGAGGUGUGGGAGGUGCGUCCGGGCGGGAUGCUGGUGCAGAAGAGGGGCGGCAUCGGCGGCGGGGCGGGCGACGACGAGCCGUCGCCCAACGUGAAGCCGGUGCCCACCAUCCGGGUCAAGGUGAAGCACGCCGGCGUCACGCACGAGAUCUACAUCAGCUCCGAGGCCUCCUUCGGGGAGCUGAAGAAGCUGGUGGCCGCCAAGACGGGGCUGCACCCGGACGACCAGAAGGUGCUGUACAAGGACAAGGAGCGCGACUCCAAGGCGUUCCUGGACAUGGCCGGCGUCAAGGACCGCUCCAAGGUGGUGGUGGUGGAGGACCCCGAGGCCCGCGCGCGCCGCCUCAUCGAGGAGCGCCGCAACGGACACCUCGAGAAGGCCGCCAGGGCCGUCGCCGCCGUCACCGCCGAGGUCGACAAGCUCGCCCCCAAGGUGGCGGCGCUGGACGCGUCGGUGCGCAAGGGGGAGAAGGUCGCGGAGAACGACGUGGUGCAGGUGACGGAGCUGCUCAUGAACGAGCUGCUCAAGCUCGACGCCGUGGUCGCCGACGGCGACGUCAAGGCGCAGAGGCGGAUGCAGGUGAAGCGCGUCCAGAAGUACGUGGAGACGCUGGACGCGGUGGCAGCCAAGAACGCCGCCAUCAUCCGCAAGUCCAGCGAGAAGGCCGCCGCCAAGCCAGCACCACCGCCGCCGCAGCAGUAUCAUCAGCCAAGGCACCAGCCGCCGCCGCAGCAGCAGCAGCAGCAACCGAGGCAUCAGCACCACCAGCAGCAGCAGGGGCCGACGCGGUGGGAGAUGUUCGACCUGCUGUCGUCGCUGCCAUCCACGUCCUCGGCCUCGUCAACGACCACCGUGAGCUCCACGGCGUCCUCCGGCGCGCCGCCGACGAACCGCCUGGACUGGAUGCUCUGACUCUGAGUGCAACCCGUCACCGGCCACCGGCCACCACCAGCGCAAAAGCAGCAGCGAGUCCGAUGUGGGGGGAAAGCGAGAGGGCGAGUGCAGAUGCGAUGCUUGUGUGCCAAGAAUUGCACCCUCUGCCUGCCCACCCUGCCCGGCAGAAAUCUGGUAGCUCUCCUGAUGAGGCCAUGAUUGGAUUUGGGCAGGCAGGCAGGCAGGGCUACGCUAGCUUUGAUCACACAACUGCAUUGCGCUGCAUGGUACCGUACCAGCCAAUUCUAGUUCAUCAAUCAAUCAUUCAUGUGAGAGUAAUUUUUUUUUUUUCUUCUUCUUCUUCUGUUCUUCUUGUUGCUGUUCAUGAAACGUUUGAGAUUCUUUUGUGUGCAUACUAUUCAGAUAGAGAAAGAUAAAGAGAGAAUGAGAGAGUUGGUUAGGGCAAGUGAAAUGUAUUCAGAUUGGGAAUAAUAAGCUAGUUGUUGAGUCAAAAAAAAAAAGGAUUGUCGUCGUCCAUGUCCAACUGCAGUUGUCGUUGGUGUCUACUCUGAACUCUGAAGAAAGGAACAAAGCAAGAAAUGUAGCCAUGCCUACCUACACUA